This is a messenger RNA of Punctularia strigosozonata HHB-11173 SS5, 1118 nucleotides long. RefSeq lists its product as uncharacterized. Gene Ontology annotation, molecular function: fluoride transmembrane transporter activity. Bases 24 to 1118 code for a protein of 364 amino acids. The record is from RefSeq and is a predicted model, not a curated record. Lineage: Eukaryota; Fungi; Basidiomycota; Agaricomycetes; Corticiales; Punctulariaceae. Gene Ontology annotation, biological process: fluoride transmembrane transport. The transcript is spliced from 4 exons. Gene Ontology annotation, cellular component: membrane.
CGAGUUCACACUUCGUAUCGCGUAUGGGCGACUACGAGGCCGCCGCCAUCCCAAGCGAUGUGCAGGUCCAGUCUUCGGUCGGCGAUGUGCUAGCUCAACGCGAUGUUGUCGAGGAAGCUUCAUCACUCGCCUCGAUAGAUCGCCCGCCAAGCGAACUAGAUAACAUCCCGGCGCCUAAGGUCUAUCGCCCAUUCUCUCUUCCAGUACUCGCUUUGCUGGCUCCGGCGUCCAUAUUCGGAACUCUCGCUAGACUGGGUCUAUCAGCUUUGGUCACCUAUGAUGGGCAAAGCAUCUUCUCGCUGGCUUACGCUCAAACUAUCGGCUGUUUCAUAAUGGGAUUCGCCUUAGAGUUGAAGGAGCCCCUCGGAGACUUCUACGGUCCGUUGUACACGGCAAUGACGACAGGAUUCUGUGGUUCUCUCACAACAUUCUCGGGCUGGCAACAAGAUAUUUUCGACUCGUGGAUCAAUUCAGGCGACGCGCAUCGAGAUUGGCUCCGUGACGUGGUCGACGGCAUCACAAAAACUGCUGGGACCUUCGGUCUUUCACUUGCCGCCCUCAAGCUAGGGGCACAUCUUUCAUCUCAAGUUCGCCCUCUCCUCCCGCGCAUGCACCUCCCUGCACGGCCGGUGCGCUACAGCUUUACAGUCAUUUCCGUGCUCAUAUAUGCCGCUACCCUCCCCGCAUACUUCAGGCUACCCGCCUCCUUCCGACAUCAGGCCACCGCCGCGCUCCUCUUCUCAUACCCCGGAACACUCACCCGAUACUUUCUGUCGAUCAAACUCAACCCGUUGUCGAAGGCCCUCCCGCUGGGAACCUUCACCGCCAACAUGUUCGGCACGGCCCUUCUCGCCGCAUUUCACGUUCUGCAGAACGUUUCUUCCUCGCCUGUGACGGACAGCGCGUGCGCCAUUUUGCAGGGACUACUGGACGGCUACUGCGGCUGCCUCACGACUGUCAGCACGUUCGCCGCCGAGAUUGCCUCGCUCGCGACGAGGAAGGCGUGGCGAUAUGCCUUGUUGAGCUGGGCUGGCGGCCAGCUGCUCAUACUCGUCAUACAAGGGCCUUCAUUCUGGAGCGCUGGCGUUGAUGAACAGCGGAGAUGCAGUUUUGCAUGA